AUGCUGGCACUGGAGAACUCAAAGAAGACGAAGCAGAGCGCAGGGGUAGGUGCGCUCAGCAGUGCUCUCAGUGCUACAUCAGGUGCUACAGCCGGUGCUAUAGCCAAUGCCACAGCCGGUGCCACAGCCGGUGCAACAGCCGGUGCCACAGCCGGUUUUACAGCCAUUGCUGCAGCCUCUGCUACAGGUGGUGCGUCUAGUGCUGCCUGUGGUCCAAGGCUGACUGGCAGCAGUAGCACACCGAGUAUUGUUGACAUCGAGCAAGCCACGGAGGACGUGCACAUGGCUGAAGCUGCUUCCGCCCCACAACCAUUGCCAAGGGCAGCAGCAGCUUCAGCAGCAGUUUCAGCAGCACCAGCAGCAGCAGCAGCAGCAGCAGCAGCACCAGCGGCAGCAGCAGCAGCAGCAGCAGGGGCAGGGGCAGGGGCAGGGGCAGCAGGAGCAGCAUCACAAGCAUCAUUAGCAGCUUACUCCUCUGCAUCCGCCCUGCCGCCCAGCCUUGUAGCUUUCUUGGCAUCCCAGGCUGCAGAGGCUGCUUCUGCUGGGAAGAACCGUCCAAAUCUAGCCACCCAGCAGCCAGCAGCAGCAGCAGCAGCAGCAGCAGCAGCAGCAGCAGCAGCAGCAGCAGCAGCAGCAGCAGCAGCAGCAGCAGCAGCAGCAGCAGCAGCAGCAGCAGCAGCAGCAGCAGCAGCAGCAGCAGCAGCAGCAGCAGCAGCAGCAGCAGCAGCAGCAGCAGCAGCAGCAGCAGCAGCAGCAGCAGCAGCAGCAGCAGCAGCAGCAGCAGCAGCAGCAGCAGCAGCAGCAGCAGCAGCAGCAGCAGCAGCAGCAGCAGCAGCAGCAGCAGGAGGAGGAGGAGGGGGCGCGGAGGGAGGAAGGGGUGGCAGUGUGAUGUCAGCGGCAGUGUGGCAGGCGAGCAUGGGGAAGAGCAGGGAGGAGGCAGAGGCCCUGUGUGAGCAGGCCGUGCGGGCGGGCACGCUCACUCACGACCAAGCGGCCGAGUUCAGUGGGCUGCUGUCCAAGGAGAGUCUGCGGAGCUUGAGAGAGUCCCUUCUAGCUAUGGAGGACAAGUUCCGAGGAUGCUCAAUAGAAGACCUGGAGGAGAGCCGUCGGCAGGCGUGGCGGGAGUUUUGGGAGAAGCUGGAGGCGGGCAGGCGGAGGGGAGGCGGAGAAGCUGGGGCGAAUGGGGCUGUGGGAGGCGCUGCUGGCAGCGGCGCGGCGAGCACCGGGCCAAUCAGGAACCGCGUGUCGUUCAAGAAGGGCGGCUCCGCCACCACAUUCAGGCGCCACUCUACUGGCGGCAGCGGUGACGAAGACAGAUGGCAUCACGACCUGUUUGAUCAAAGCGGAGCUAAUGAUGACCCUACUGGUGACGGAGUCCCCCCAGCCAACGACCUCCGCGCCCUGCUCAGGGCCAAGGGGGGAAAGCUGGGGGGGGUGGGCGGAAAAUUGGGGGGAAGGUUGGGCGGAAGAGUGCAGGUGGCGGACCUCCGCCACAAGCUGUCUGGGGGGAGCGGGGGAAGUGGGGGGAAGACCAGCAGGGGGAGACUAGGCGCUGCUGUGUUUGCUGUGUGGGAUGCUAAUGCUUGCAAUGCUCUCACUCUAGUUAUUAACCCCUCUUCACCGUUUCACAACCCUCUGCACAUCCGCCCAUCCGCCAUUCCGCCCUUCUGUUCGCCCAACCAGACAGUGGCCUCCUUCCUUGCGAGUCUGGGACUGAGCAAGUAUGCCGACUUAUUUGCAACAGAAGAGAUCGACUUGCAGACUCUUCAUCGCAUGUCAGAGAAUGAUUUGAAGGAGAUCGGCAUCCCCAUGGGCCCUCGUAAGAAAAUCGUUCAAGCAAAUGCAGCUACUUAG
This is a messenger RNA of Closterium sp. Yama58-4, 1854 nucleotides long. Lineage: Eukaryota; Viridiplantae; Streptophyta; Zygnematophyceae; Desmidiales; Closteriaceae. The record is from the annotation of a GenBank genome assembly.